Messenger RNA from Alternaria atra, 1149 nucleotides. RefSeq lists its product as uncharacterized. Gene Ontology annotation, cellular component: cytoplasm; nucleus. The transcript has 4 exons. NCBI's taxonomy places the organism in Eukaryota, Fungi, Ascomycota, Dothideomycetes, Pleosporales, Pleosporaceae. Gene Ontology annotation, molecular function: ATP binding; protein serine/threonine kinase activity. Bases 1 to 1149 code for a protein of 382 amino acids. Gene Ontology annotation, biological process: peptidyl-serine phosphorylation; endocytosis; signal transduction. The record is from RefSeq and is a predicted model, not a curated record.
AUGGCGAAUCACAGCACCCCCUCGAACGUCGUCGGCAUCCACUACAACAUCGGCAAGCAGAUUGGCGAGGGCUCCUUUGGCAUCAUUUUCGAGGGCAUCAACCUGCUCAACCAACAGCAGGUUGCCAUAAAAUUCGAGCCUCGCAAGAGCAAAGCUCCUCAAUUGUACAAUGAAUAUUGCACGUACAAGGCUCUCGUAGGCUGUUCGGGGGUUCCCAAUGUCUAUUACUUUGGCCGGGAGGGCAUGCACAACAUUCUGGUAAUCGACCCGCUCGGGCCUAGCUUGGAGGACUUGUUCGGCCACUGCAACAGGAAGUUCACAGUCAAAACUGUAGUCAUGGUUGGCAAGCAAAUGUUGUCAAGGAUACAGGCUAUCCACGAGAAGAACCUCGUCCACCGCGACAUCAAGCCUGAGAACUUCCUCGUUGGCCGGCUGAGUUCUGAGACCGCCAAUUCAAUUCAUAUGGUGGAUUUCGGUAUGGCUAAGCAGUACCGUGACCCCGUGACGAAGCAACACAUUUCGUACAGGGAACGUAAGUCUCUCACUGGUACGGCGCGUUACAUGAGUACCAAUGCACAUCUCAGACGCGAACAGUCUCGUAGAGACGACCUGGAAGCUCUGGGUCACGUCUUCAUAUACUUCCUACGAGGUAGUCUUCCAUGGCAAGGCCUCAGGGCUUCUACCAACGAGCAGAAGUACGCGAAGAUCGGCGAGAUGAAGCAGACAAUUCCCAUCGAAUACAUCUGCAACGGCCUUCCUCGCGAGUUCAAUAGAUACCUCAUCUACGUCCGUAACCUGGGUUUCGAGGAUACACCUGACUACGACUACCUGCGGGGACUGCUCACGGAAGCGCUCAAAAGCGUCGGCGAAGUUGAAGACGGCGGAUACGACUGGACGAAUUCAAACAAUGGAAGAGGCCAGAAAGUCAACGACCGCCAGGGCACCCCUAACGCAAUCAUCGUUCACCACCGAUCUAAGGAGAGACAUUGUCCGCCAAGGGUACCACUUGACCGAGCUUACCCCAGAUCCUAUAGCAACAAGAUCUGUACCUGGAAGAAACUGGGACUAAGCAGCGUCGUGCCAGGCUCAGUUUCAACACAGCCGAUCGUACCUGAACCAGAUCCAAUUGCGCGACUCCGUUACAGAUAG